AUGCCGGGGCCGCGGGCCCUAGUCGCUGCCGCCGCGCUGCUGCUGUCUUUGCCGGUCCCCGCCGCGGCUCGCAGCCCUGGGACUGCCAGCUGCGACUUACCCCCGGCCGGGCGUUUCGACUGCGGCCCCGAGCGGCUCGUGUCCCGGGAGGACUGCGAAGCACGGGGCUGCUGCUACGUGCCCGCCGGUCCCGGUCCUGGCCCACCCUGGUGCUUCUUUCCCCAGGGCUACCGGAGCUACCGGGCGGAGAACCUGACAGCUACCGCCACUGGCUACUCCGCCCGGCUCCGCCGCGUAGCUGCUAGCUUCCUGCCGGGGGACGUGGGCUGCCUGCGGCUGGACCUGGCGCUGGAGACCGCCACCCGCCUGCGCUUCACGCUCCGGGACUUGGCCCGGCAGCGUUACGAGGUGCCGCUGGCCACACCGCGGGCCAGCGGCCGAGCCACCUCCACGCUUUACGAGGUGCAGGUGAACCAGGAUCCCUUCGGCCUCGUCGUCUACCGGCAGCGGGACGGACAGGUCUUGUUGAACACCACCGUCGCUCCCCUCUUCUUUGCAGACCAGUUUCUGCAGAUCUCUACCUCCUUGCCCUCUCGUUUUGUUUCUGGGCUGGGGGAGCACCUGACACCACUUAUCCUCAACACAACAUGGACUAGGGUCACCCUCUGGAAUCGGGACAUGGCGCCUGUGCCCCAGGUCAACCUCUACGGCUCCCACCCUUUCUACCUGGUGAUAGAGGAUGGUGGUUCGGCUCAUGGUGUCUUUCUGCUGAACAGCAACGCAAUGGAUGUGCUGCUGCAGCCCAGUCCAGCCCUGACCUGGCGCACAACAGGUGGGAUCCUGGACUUCUACAUCUUCCUGGGCCCUGAUCCCAAGAGUGUGGUGCGGCAGUACCUGGAUGUUGUUGGAUACCCUUUCAUGCCCCCAUACUGGGGCCUGGGCUUUCACCUCUGCCGCUGGGGCUACUCCUCCACUGAUAUCACCCGGCAGGUCGUGGCCAAUAUGUCAGCAGCUCGCUUCCCUCAGGAUGUACAGUGGAAUGACCUGGAUUAUGCAGAUGCCAAGAGGGAUUUCACCUUCAACAAGAAAAGCUUUAAGGACUACCCAGAGAUGGUGCAGGACUUCCACCGCCGUGGCCUGAGGUACAUCAUGAUUGUGGAUCCUGGGAUCAGCAGCUCAGGACCUCCUGGCACCUACAAGCCGUACGACGAGGGACUGAAGCGAGGCGUGUUCAUCAGAAACACCACGGGGCAGCCCCUGAUUGGGAAGGUCUGGCCAGGUCCAACAGCCUUCCCAGACUUCACCAACCCAGAGACUCAUGAGUGGUGGCAUGACAUGGUGAAGGACUUCCAUGACCAAGUGCCCUUUGAUGGCAUGUGGAUUGACAUGAACGAGCCCUCAAACUUUGUGGAUGGCUCCCAGGAUGGCUGUCCCAACAACGACCUGGAGCAGCCACUCUAUGUGCCAGGUGUGUUUGGAGGACGCCUCCAAGCUGGGACCAUCUGUGCCUCCAGCCAGCAGUACCUCUCCUCGCACUACAACCUGCACAGCCUCUAUGGGCUGACUGAGGCCAUCGCCACCCACGAUGCACUGCUGAGGAUCCGUGGCAACCGUCCCUUUGUCAUCUCACGCUCCACAUUUGCUGGGCACGGGCGCUACGCAGGACACUGGACAGGGGAUGUUGGCAGCAACUGGGAGCAGCUGUACUACUCUGUACCAGAGGUGCUGCUCUUCAACCUCUUUGGAGUGCCACUGGUGGGUGCUGACAUCUGUGGCUUUGCUGGUGACACAUCGGAGGAGCUGUGUGUGCGCUGGACCCAGCUGGGAGCCUUCUACCCCUUCAUGAGGAAUCACAACGACCACGGUGCCCGGUCACAGGAGCCAUAUGCCUUCAGCCCAGCAGCCCAGGCAGCCAUGAGGAAUGCUCUCCACCUCCGCUACUCCCUCCUGCCCUUCCUCUACACCCUCUUCCACCGAGCUCACUCGGCCGGGGAGACGGUGGCACGGCCUCUCUUCCUCGAGUUCCCUAAGGACCCCAACACAUGGACUGUGGACCGCCAGCUCAUGUGGGGUGGGGGGCUGCUCAUCACACCUGUGCUGGAGGCAGGAAAGACCAAAGUCAGUGGCUACUUCCCGGCGGGGACGUGGUACAGCCUCACAGGGGACUCCACCAUCCACAGCAAAGGGCAGUGGAUCCUCUUACCAGCUCCCCUGGACACAAUUAAUGUUCAUGUCCGUGCUGGGCACAUCCUGCCCUUGCAGGAGCCUGCAUUCAGCACUGCCCAGUCCCGCAAGAAGGGCAUGGCCUUGGUCGUGGCACUGACACUGGAUGGCUUUGCCAGAGGAGACCUAUUCUGGGAUGAUGGAGAGAGCUGGCAGAGCUUUGAGAAUGGGGACUACACUGAGAUCCUCUUUCUGGCCACUCAUGGUGCUGUGCUCAGCCAGCUGCUACAGGCGAGUGCCCACCUCGAUGGGGUCCUGCUGGAGGCUGUCACUGUGCUGGGUGUCACCAGCCCUCCCCGGCAAGUCCUGGCCAAUGGUGCCCUUGUGGGUGACUUCUCCUAUCGCAGUGACACCCAGGUGCUGAGAGUUCCUGUAUCACUGCCCAUGUGGGAGCAGUUUGUGAUCACAUGGUCCUGAGCCCAGGCUGGAUCGGUGCUGCUCAGCAGGGAGAGGGAAUUCUGUUCCCUCCCUCUCUGGAGCCUAA
This is a messenger RNA of Indicator indicator, 2707 nucleotides long. RefSeq names its product alpha glucosidase (gene GAA). NCBI's taxonomy places the organism in Eukaryota, Metazoa, Chordata, Aves, Piciformes, Indicatoridae. Gene Ontology annotation, biological process: lysosome organization; glycogen catabolic process. Bases 1 to 2640 code for a protein of 879 amino acids. The record is from RefSeq and is a predicted model, not a curated record. Gene Ontology annotation, molecular function: alpha-1,4-glucosidase activity; carbohydrate binding. Gene Ontology annotation, cellular component: lysosomal membrane. The transcript is spliced from 19 exons.